Folsomia candida is the source of this 2465-nucleotide messenger RNA. Its product is annotated as zinc finger protein 25-like. Gene Ontology annotation, biological process: regulation of transcription by RNA polymerase II. Gene Ontology annotation, cellular component: nucleus. The record is from RefSeq and is a predicted model, not a curated record. The coding region runs from base 191 to 1102 and encodes 303 amino acids. Lineage: Eukaryota; Metazoa; Arthropoda; Collembola; Entomobryomorpha; Isotomidae. Gene Ontology annotation, molecular function: RNA polymerase II transcription regulatory region sequence-specific DNA binding; DNA-binding transcription factor activity, RNA polymerase II-specific. The transcript is spliced from 5 exons.
AAUAAUUAAGCAAUCCUACACAACACUCGGUAAGAAACGAAAGGAUAAGCACAAAAUUUGUUUUCAGUUGUUGCAAACAAUAAAUAUUAUUCUCGUUUAAAAUUGCUGGAAACAUUUUUAAUUGGCGUGAAUUUACUUGAAAGAUAUUUACGAAACUAAAUCGUGUAACUUCAACAAAUAAGGAAUUCUCAUGGAUUUGAAGCCAGGGAAGAAAUGGGAAUGUUCAAAGUGCUCGAAAACGUUUAAAACCAAUACCAAAUUGACUAGGCACAUGGUCACGCAUGAUCCUGAUGCCAAAGUCACAUGCGAGGUUUGUGGAAAAAUGUUUAAAAACAAAGUCACCUUACGUGCCCACAUGUCGAUAUAUCACAGCAACCGGGAGCGACCCCGUUGUGAAACUUGUAACCGCGUUUUUUCAACCUUUCCCAUUUUACAGAAACAUAUUGACACUGGCCAUGGAACGAUGGAUCGACCUCGUUUUCCAUGCACGUUUCCAGCCUGUGAGAAAGCCUACCUAAUCAAGGGACACCUUUCGCGGCAUAUAAAUACUAAACACGCCGAAAAUCCGGUCAUUUUUCCGUGCACACUUUGCAUAAAGGAAUUUAAAACCAAGUUUGAACUUGAGGUACACAUCCUCACCCACACGACCGAGAAGCCGUACAAUUGCGCCACGUGUGGAAGGAGUUUCGCCCAAAAGCCGCACCUGAAACGUCACGAGAAGACGCAUUUGGAAAAAUCUACGCGAGACAGGUCAAAGUGUCACAUCUGUCCCCAGACCUUCGUGACUAGAGUUAGCCUGCAGUGCCACGUCCGAAUUGUGCAUGAAAAUCAGAGGAAUUUUCCCUGUAAACUUUGUGACAAGAGAUGCUCCAACUCAACCGGAUUGAGGCGUCACGUGGAGGCGAAACACACCCUAAACAAAGAGCUGCUCAAGAUCCAUCCCUGCGAGAAAUGCGAGUUCAAGAGCCACUCUGAAGCUUAUUUGGCCAAGCAUAAAAUACGCCACAAUGCAGCCAGGCAUGAAUGUUACUUUUGUGGGAAGAAGGUCUUCACUUUGGGCGAAUUGCUGCAACAUUGUAGAGUUCAUACGCUAGAAAGUUAAAAUACUUACUUACUCCUAAGUUUGUAUUUGUUAGCGUAAUGGCAGAUUAAUUUACCGAUUUUUACUCGAAUUACGAUAUUCGUAAAACUAUUUGAUAUAGUCUUCUAAAAAUAGGACCGUUACCAUUUUUCCCUCAGCUAGCAGCAUAGUGGUUCUGGGUGACUAGUUAAACCUUUUUCAGACCACGUGAACAAUCAUGGCAAUGGUGCAUCGAAGUCAACCGGAUGAUGAUUUGAAUUUCGGCCCGCCGCCAAUGUUAAUCAAGCGGACACGUGAUUUUGGAGCGUAGAAAUUCUGUCAGGUUGACUCCGAUCCAUUUCAAUACACGACAACAAUCCUGAAUAUGCAAUGAAUUUUAAUGAGAGCUACAUAAUAAUAUGUAAUAGCAUUUAAUUAUACUUCUAUAAUCUAUAAAAAUUGGUGAAAAUAUACACAUUCGAAAUUUUCUCUAGAAAAAGAUGCUAAGAAAAUGUAAAAUUGAUAAGGCAACAUGUUCGCUUCGACAUCAAUUGUAUCGUUUUGUAGACGAUACCCCGUAGAAAAGUCAAAAUUGGUGGCAUGAUUUAUGCCUGGAUGGUCUUUAUUUCCUGAAGGAUUGUUUGGUCCAGAAUUUGGUCAACCUUUCAGUCGUUGCUAUGGUUACCAAUUUGGUAAUACCAAAUCCAACCCUUUUUCACACCAUACGAACCAACAUUAGCUUUACCUGUUUAAAAAAUAAGCAUCAGCCAUUCACAGGGCAUUGUGGGGAAAGUGGUAACCCGGUAGUGAUCAGAACGAAAGAUUGCCGGUUCGAUUCCGGCCAGCUCGCAACUUUUUCUCAUUAUUGGUUCAAUUGGAUUUUCAAAAAUUCAAUAAGUUUUCUUUCUCAUCUUCCUCUUCAUCAUUAAAUUUACCUGUUGACGUACAUACUCCAAAAUAAGCAUCAAAACUUUCUAGUUUGUUUGUAAAAACAAUGCAUGCAUUUUUAGGGGACUGAUUGAUCAUGUUUCUAUAAGCAAUUUAACGAAAUAAUUAUGAACUAAGAAAUUUAACCCCACCACGUUUACUAAGAAAUUUACAGAACCCUGAAGUUCUCUUAAGUAAUUUUUAAUGAAUUAUUUGUAACAUAAAUAAUUCCAAAUGUUCACCUCGAAAUAAUUGACUGAUCGAAACUCUUCCCAGAAACUCUUAAUUUAUCGCAAGAUUUAUGCAUGCACGGUCGCCAAGGGUUGGUUAUUUUUAUUCAGGAGUUUGUCAAGUUUGCCUCGUCCCUAUUGUUAAAAAAACGCAACCCUUUUCUCACCAGCAUUAACUUUACGUGCUCACUUUCCAAAGCAACUACUGCAUAAAUCACGAUUAAGCAAUCCUACAAACACAACGCACG